AAAUAAACAAAUAAUUUAAAUAAAAAGUCCUUUUUUUUAAUUAUUUUUUAUUUUUAAUUUUCCGCCAUUUUCAAUAGCGAAAGAAACAGUAACAGUUGCUGUGGUUUUUUCUGUUUUUGUUUCUGAGAGACUGAUACUUCUCGUGAUUUGCAUUUCAACUUUUCCCCUCUCUCUCUCUCUCUCUCUUUCUCUUUCUCUCUCUUCAUUCACUCUCCGCUCCAACCUCCCCUAAAACGUUCACAGAAAAGAUGAAAAGUAAAUAUAAAUGUUAAUUUUUAAUACAUUAAAGUAUUUUUAAUCUUCCUCUUUCGAACCCUAAAGUUUCUUAUCACUCUGUUUGGUUUCCUGGAAAGUUUCUUUUUUAUUUUUUCUGCUGCUUUUUUUUUUUUUUUUUGGCUUGGAGUUUUUUCCGAGUUUUCUGGACGUGCUUCCCGAUCUCGUCUUUCUGCAAGCAUGGAAGGAUAUGGAUGCUUCAUUUUGAAAUCAGUAGAGGGAUCUUAAAGGGUCAUUCAAAUCGGCAAAUCAGUAUGAUUGAAGAGAAGUUGAAUGGAUAUGUAGUGUGGUUUCUUAUUUCUGUGUUCCUCUGUCUCCAUAGUGCUUCUUCAGAAAUGGGCUAGUACAAAUUUUCAGGCUUCUUUCUACAUUCUGCCUUUUUUGUUUUUUUCUACAUGAUUCAAGCAAAGAUGAGUAUGUUGCACAGUACAUGUGAAAUUGUUGAAUCCACAGAAGAACUAAGUUCUCAGUCAAAAAUGGAUGAGUAUGCUGGAAAACAGUCUACAUCAGAAAUUGGAAAAAAGUAUUCAAUAGAGGAUGAUAUUAACAGUCUCUUUCAGGCAAUUGAAAUUAGAAACUCAGCUAGGAAUUCAGGCUUGUCACGGGAAGCAGGUAAAGAUCCCUUGCGAAAAAGUGCUAUGAAAAGGCCAAUUCGAGUAAGCUCAUCACAAGCAUCGGGAAUUGGAAUAUCGGAGCCUGUAAGUUUGAAGCAAGCAUUGAGAGGAUUAUGCAUCUCUCAGGCAUCAGAGAUGGCCGCUAUGAAGCGAUUAUCAAAGCCAUCUGGUUCAUCAGGGGUCUCGGAAGCAGGAACUAUUAAGAGGUUGUACAAGGCAGUGGUGGCUGAGGCCAAUGGAUCUGGACUUCCAAUGAAUGAAGGUAAAGGGAAUUUAGUAGAAAUCUCUCUAGUUCCAGAUACAUCAAAACUAUCAGAUAAGAUAGGCGAAUCAGCAUCAUUAACUAGGGCAGAUUUACCAAAUCCGAAGGCUCAACUUUAUUCUGCUAUGGUUAAUGUACCGACACCAGAGGCAGUGAUGGCAAAUUCACCUCCAGAGGAUCAUGAUGAGAUUGCUCCCCUGCCCACAGAGAAGAGUGAGAUUAAUGGGAUUAGGAAACUGGAAUCUGCAGAUUCUUCGUUAAUUGCUCAUGCCAGUGGGAAGUCUGUCCUGGCUGAUGAAGUGGCUUCCACCUCAGUUGAGGUUCCAACUAAUUCACCAAAUUCAGAAAAGGGCCAGAAAGGUAAGUUGCAUUAUACUGCUUCUUUAUCAGGUUUUUACACCGGCAGUAAGGGCAGCAAGUCCUUUUGCAGUAGUCCUCGUUUAAUCAAACCCAUCUUCAAGAACAGGAACUUUCUUAAAAACAAAGUGAAAGAGGAUUCUAGUUGUGCCUCCUCUAGUUCCAAUCUGCAUGAUGGAAAUAUUGAGAAUGAUUUAAAUCCCUGUGUGAGUAAUUUGGAGAACCAAACGCAGAACUGUAAUUCAAAGCAUGAAACGGAAGAACAUGAGAAAGCAUCACCAGCCUCGGGUAGUACAAAUAUUAGCUUUGAAGUAAAUUCAAGUACUGUGGACACAAGUUCAAGCAAACCAGAUAUCAGUUUGAAUUGCAGCAAUGGAACUAAAUCUCUAGUGAGGAAGGCUGAAGAGAGAUCAAGAUCAAGGGAGAAAGGGGAGUUCUCUCAAAGCUCAAAAAGUAGCAUUGGAGACUAUAGCAGUUGUACAAGCACUAGUGAAGAAAGCAGUUUGAGUGGGUCUAGUCGUAGUGGAAAGAGACCUCACAUGUCAAAAGAUUUGAGGUGGGAAGCCAUCCACCAUAUUCAGAAGAAACAUGGAAGUUUGGGUUUGAGACACUUUAAGUUACUAAGGAGGCUUGGUUGUGGAGACAUUGGGACUGUUUAUCUUGCUGAGCUGACUGGGACAAACUGCCUAUUUGCAUUAAAAGUGAUGGACAAUGAAUUUUUGGUAUCUAGGAAAAAAAUGCUUAGGGCCCAAACCGAAAGAGAGAUACUACAAAUGCUAGAUCAUCCUUUUCUCCCUACUUUGUUUGCACAUUUUGUGUCGGAUAAACUCUCAUGCUUGGUCAUGGAGUAUUGUCCAGGUGGAGAUUUGCAUGUGUUGCGGCAAAAGCAACCUACUAGGAGUUUCUCUGAACAAGCGGCCAGGUUUUAUGUUGCUGAGGUACUUCUUGCGUUGGAGUAUUUACAUAUGCUAGGAGUUGUUUAUCGAGACUUGAAACCAGAAAACAUCCUGGUUCGAGAAGAUGGACACAUCAUGCUCUCGGAUUUUGACUUGUCGCUCAGAUGUGCUGUCAAUCCAAUGCUAGUUAAAUCAUCAUCUCCUGUCAUAGAACCUGCAAAAAAGAUGUCAAGCCCAUGCACUGAAUCUAGCUGCAUAGACCCAUUCUGCCUCCAACCAUCCUGGCAGGUCUCCUGCUUCACUCCCAGACUUUUAUCUGCUGCAGCAAAGUCUCGGAAAAUAAAAUCUGAGCUUGCUGCCCAGGUUAGCCCACUGCCACAGCUUGUAGUGGAACCAACCAGUGCCCGGUCGAACUCAUUUGUCGGAACCCAUGAAUACCUAGCUCCAGAAAUCAUUAAAGGUGAGGGUCAUGGGAGUGCUGUUGAUUGGUGGACAUUUGGGAUCUUUCUGUUUGAGCUGUUAUAUGGCAAAACACCUUUCAAAGGUUCGGGAAAUGAUGAUACAUUAGCCAAUGUUGUUUCAAAGAGUCUCAAGUUCCCAAAUAGCCCUUUAGUUAGUUUUCAUGCAAGAGAUCUGAUCAGAGGCCUCUUAGUAAAGGAGCCUGAAAAUCGGUUAGGAUCGGUGAAAGGAGCUGCAGAGAUCAAGCAGCACUCUUUCUUUGAAGGCCUUAAUUGGGCAUUGAUACGGUGUGCAAUACCGCCAGAGCUGCCCAAGUUUUAUGAUCUUGGAGCUGGUGCAGCAUCUUCUUCACAGAAACAGGAGAGCGCAAAAAGUAAGGACUUGGAAGGUACAGGAGAGAAUGUAGAGUUUGAUCUGUUUUAGCUAAAAUUAAUCUUUUCUAAACUUUCUUAUCCACGUUUUUUAACCGAAAGUAUAGUUUAUAGUGUAAAUGUAAUUCAAAUAUUGGUGACUAGUUAUAGAGUAUGAUAUAAUACCGAAACAGUAACUGAGAGUUCAAACGGGAAUCGAAAUAGCAUAUAUCUUUUCUGUCUGAUAAA
This is a messenger RNA of Ziziphus jujuba (common jujube), 3460 nucleotides long. RefSeq names its product serine/threonine-protein kinase D6PKL1. The record is from RefSeq and is a predicted model, not a curated record. Bases 669 to 3284 code for a protein of 871 amino acids. Gene Ontology annotation, biological process: protein phosphorylation. NCBI's taxonomy places the organism in Eukaryota, Viridiplantae, Streptophyta, Magnoliopsida, Rosales, Rhamnaceae. Gene Ontology annotation, cellular component: cytoplasm; nucleus; plasma membrane. Gene Ontology annotation, molecular function: ATP binding; protein serine/threonine kinase activity. The transcript has 3 exons.